Peniophora sp. CBMAI 1063 is the source of this 621-nucleotide messenger RNA. The record is from the annotation of a GenBank genome assembly. NCBI's taxonomy places the organism in Eukaryota, Fungi, Basidiomycota, Agaricomycetes, Russulales, Peniophoraceae.
AUGACGCUGACCGCAAAGACAUUCGUCGAGGCUGCGCAAGAGUUUGCAAGGAAGCCUCGCUCAAGCGAUCGACUUGCAGACGCAGGUUUGUUGAAUUGGCGCUGGAAGGAGCACGCAACGUAUCCCCCGCUAGGAUACUUGUCUCGUGCAGUCUCGCUCUCGCAUACGGCGGCGCUCGGUAACCCCGAUGAGGAGCUUGAGAAUAACUUGGAGGAGGAGGAUGCCGCGACGGCACCGUCGCAGGUACCACAACUGGUUUGCGAACAAACUGUCGCCUUCUCUCCGACGUUUCAGGUUCCCGUCUUUUACUUCUCUGUGCACGAUUCCCAUGGCGCUCUCCUCACGCUAGAGGCGAUUGUACGCACGCCGCUUUUACGACACGAGCGUCUUCCAGAGCUUGAACGGACGGCGUAUUCCCUUACGCCACCCGACGCUGCGUUCCCGGUCCUCUCCCAGGGCGAGCAUCCGAGCACUGGGCGACCGGCAUGGUACCUACACCCGUGCGGUCUUCCGACUGUUAUGGACGAACUGACGAAGGACGCCGAGACAGAAGUAGACGGGCUGAAGUGGCUGGAGAUGUGGUUCAUGGUCGUUGGGAGUGUUGUUGACUUGCGCCUCUGA